This is a messenger RNA of Thelazia callipaeda (thelaziosis nematode), 1161 nucleotides long. Lineage: Eukaryota; Metazoa; Nematoda; Chromadorea; Rhabditida; Thelaziidae. The record is from the annotation of a GenBank genome assembly.
AUGGCUCUUGAUUUCACGGUACUUUCGAAGGCAAUGUUGGCUCGUCAUGGACGACUCAGGUUAUCUCAUGGUAUUGUUGAGACUCCAGUGUUCAUGCCGGUUGGGACGCAGGGAACUGUGAAAGGCUUAUUGCCAGAGCAGGUAUCGGGAAUGGGAUAUCGUCUUGUAUUAUGCAAUACAUAUCAUAUGGGUCAUAGACCGGGCUAUCACAUUGUUCAGAAAGCUGGUGGUCUUCAUUCUUUUAUUAAUUGGCCUUAUUUAAUCUUGACAGACUCCGGAGGAUUCCAGAUGGUUUCAUUGAAAAGUUUGAUGGAUGUAAGUGAGGAAGGAGUGAAUUUUAGAAGUCCUCAUACUGGAGAGGAAAUGGUUUUAUCACCGGAAGCAAGCAUUAAAAUACAGGAGAAUUUAGGAGCUGAUAUUGUAAUGCAGUUAGACCAUGUGAUACAUGUGCUUGAUAAUGGACCCAUUAUUCAGAAAGCGAUGGAGCGAUCAAUAAGGUGGUUGAAACGUUGUCGUGAUGCUCAUCACAGGAAAGAUCAAGCAUUAUUUCCUAUUAUUCAAGGUGGUUUGAAUCUUGAAUUUCGUAAACGAUGUACUGCAGAAAUGUUAAAACUUACUGAUACAGGUAUCGCUAUCGGUGGCUUAAGUGGAGGAGAAGACAAAAGCUCAUUCUGGAGAACUGUUGCUUGUUGUUGUGAGAAUUUACCGGAGAACAUACCACGCUAUGUUAUGGGUGUCGGAUGGCCUAUUGAUUUGGUUAUUUGUUCACUGCUGGGUGCUGAUAUGUUUGAUUGUGUUUAUCCUACGCGUACUGCCAGAUUUGGUACCGCAAUUGUGCGUCAUGGUGGUUUGUUGCAUCUGACGCGAAAUGAAUUCAAGAAUGAUUUCCGACCUAUCGAUGAAAGUUGUUCAUGCAUUUCAUGUCAAAAUUACACUCGAGCUUAUAUUCAUUCCAUAAUAAAUCAAGAAACUGUUGCCUGCCAUAUUAUAUCGUUACAUAACUUACACCAUCAAAUCAAACUUAUGGAACGACUACGUAGUGCUAUUGACUCAGAUAUGGUAGAAGAGUUUUUGAAAGAAUUUUUGUCGGAACAAUUUCCUAAUGCUAAUAUACCUCACUGGGUUCGUGAGGCAGUUGCUCAUAUGAAUUAUAAGAUUUGA